AUGAGUGAUUAAGUUAUCGAAUAUUUAUUAGAACAGAGAUUAGGAUUUGGAAAACAUUAAUUGAGAUAAUUCUUAAUUAUAAGUUUCAUUGAUUUCCUUGAUGGUGCUGAAUUUCUUUUCUUAUCAUUACUAACACCUACAUUAAAAUAAGAAUGGAAUUUAUCAAUAAUUGAACUUUCAAUAUUUGGAGGAUCAUUUAAUAUAGGUUUAAUGAUAGGUUCAACUAUUUGUGGAUUCUUAGCAGAUAAGAUUGGAAGGAAACGUAUUUUAAUAAUAGGAACAAUUUUGCAAGUAUUUUAUUUAUGAUACAAAGACUGCAGUCGUUUUUCUUACAGUAUUUUCUCAAAACAUAAUUCAAAUGAUUUUACUAAGACUUAUGUAUGGAACAGUCAUAGGUAUGAAUCUUCCUAUUAGUUCAAUAUUAAUGAUUGAAGUGACUCCAAAACUUCAUAGAGGUAAAAUUAUAGUGGCACUAUAAAUAAUGAUAUUGUUAGGAAGAUGUUGGAUAAUGAUUUUAGGAUAUAUAUUUAUGGAAGGUAUUUCUAAAGGUAAUUGGAGAGCCAUCUCUUUAUGUAAUAGCAUUCCAUGUUUGAUUUGUUUAAUUGGUACAAUCUUUUGGAUAUAAGAGUCUCCAAGAUUUUUGAUUUUGCAUUAAGAAAUACAAAAAGGAAUUGAUAAUCUCAAUAAUAUUGGAUAAUUUAAUAAUUCAGAAUUUGAAAUGUUAACUGAUAAUGAAAUCUUGAAAUUAAAAGAGUGGGCACAAUAAUAACAUUUACAUCACUAAUAAGAAAAUAAUUCUAUUAAAUAAUUGUUUAAUACAGAAAAUCUGCCAAUCACAUGGAGGAAUUAUUUGAUAUUCUUCUUGUUUAUGUUUACUAUGUUGGCUAUCUUUAACAUUUUACCAUUUAUUUUGGAUGAUGAAAACAAAUCUUUAUUAUAAUUAUACAUAGUAGAUAUUGGUGAGAUCCCUGCUAUAUUUUUAAUGUUAUAUAGUAUAGAUAAUUUUGGUCGUUUAUCAACUUUAUUAUUUUCUACAACAGUGCUCAUUCUUAUUCUAUUUUCUAUUUGGCAUUGGAAAUUUUCAAUUAUAAUAAUGGGACUCAUUAUCUUUAAAUUUUGCUGCAAAAUAAAUUGGGGAACAUUAAAUGUCUUAUUUGCUGAAUCUUAUCAUACUCUUUACAGAUCCUUAGGAGUUGGAACAACAAUGGCAAUGGGAAGAAUAGCAGGAUCAUUAGCACCCUUUGUCAUCUUCCCAAUCUACUUCAAUAAUAAUUAUUUGCCAUUUUUAAUAUGCAGUAUAUGUAGUUUUUUAAUGCUAAUUCUAUUAAUAUCUUAUCCAAUUGACUUAACAAAAAAGCCUUUAGAUUAAUUAAAACCCAAAUGA
Molecule: messenger RNA, 1384 nt
Organism: Paramecium pentaurelia
Lineage: Eukaryota; Ciliophora; Oligohymenophorea; Peniculida; Parameciidae
Source: the annotation of a GenBank genome assembly